GCCCAACGCAGCGGGGCGCGGUCGAGACUCUAGAGAAGCGAGCCGUGCCCGUCUCCCCAUCCGCUCCAGUGCUCCACACUCCUUCCCAUCCCCGCCGCCGCCGCCGCCGCCGCCGCCGGAGAAGUCGAUACCUCCAGCGGAGCAAGGUGGGGCCGACUGCCCUGACGCAAAUUCGCCGAAAUCUCCGCUUCCUCUUCUUGUUUACUCAGCUCUCUCUCUCUCCGCCGGCGAGGCAUCUUCGUCAUCUUCGUCUCCGGCCUCCUUACUAGGAUCGACUUAUUGAUCGGUCAUGGCGUCGUCGAGCGCGGCAGCUGCUAGUGACAGCCAGGGCCUGAAGCCUCGGGAUGUCUGCAUCGUCGGCGUCGCCCGCACGCCCAUCGGCGCCCUGCUCGGGUCGCUCUCGUCGCUCCCCGCCACCAAGCUCGGCUCCAUCGCCAUCCAAGGCGCUCUCAGGAGGGCGAACGUCGAUCCGGCGCUCGUGCAGGAGGUGUUCAUGGGCAACGUCCUCAGCGCCAACCUCGGCCAGGCCCCGGCAAGGCAGGCCGCCCUCGGCGCCGGCUUGCCCAACACCGUCCCCUGCACUACUGUCAACAAAGUUUGCUCCUCGGGAAUGAAGGCUGUCAUGUUCGCGGCGCAAAGUAUUCAGCUGGGGAUCAACGACGUUGUGGUCGCUGGUGGCAUGGAGAGCAUGUCCAAUGCCCCCAAAUAUGUGGCAGAAGCAAGACGAGGAUCACGGUUCGGACAUGAUGUCCUAGUCGAUGGGAUGCUUAAAGAUGGCCUGUGGGAUGUCUAUAACGAUUUUCCGAUGGGGAUGUGUGCCGAACUGUGUGCAGACCAGCACUCAAUCUCAAGGGAGGAGCAGGAUUCUUAUGCUAUUCUCAGCAAUGAACGUGGAAUAGCAGCUCGGGACAGUGGUGCAUUUUCUUGGGAGAUUAUUCCUGUUGAAAUUUCUUCUGGUAGAGGGAAACCACCAGUAGUUGUGGACAAGGAUGAGAGCCUUGCGAAGUUUGAUCCAGUAAAGUUGAAGAAACUUGGGCCCACUUUUAAGACAAAUGGUUCUGUAACUGCUGGCAAUUCUUCUAGUAUCAGUGACGGUGCAGCUGCAAUUGUCCUUGUCAGUGGAGAGAAAGCUAAGAAUCUUGGCCUUCAAGUUAUUGCAAGGAUCAGAGGGUAUGCUGAUGCUGCUCAGGCACCUGAGCUGUUUACGACUGCUCCAGCUCUUUCUAUUCCGAAGGCUAUAUCAAGUGCGGGUCUUCAAACUUCGCAAAUAGAUUAUUAUGAAAUAAACGAGGCCUUUGCUGUUGUUGCAUUGGCUAAUCAGAGGCUUCUUGGUAUCCCUUCUGAAAAUCUGAACUUAAGUGGUGGCGCUGUUUCUCUGGGCCAUCCUAUUGGUUGCAGUGGUGCACGGAUUAUAGUAACUUUACUUGGGAUUCUUAGGCAGAAACAUGGGAAAUUUGGUGUCGCUGGAGUUUGCAAUGGUGGCGGAGGUGCCUCAGCCCUAGUUUUAGAGUUAAUGCAACCUUCUUCGCAUAUCCGUUCUUCAUUGUGAAGUUGGUGCGAGCAAAUACGCAGACAUGAAUUGUAUACUGUGUGUUUUCACUGUAUCUUUUGUUAUUUGUAGGGAGGAUUAGUCGGUGUUGUAUAUGCCAGAUGUAUGGUACAAGCAACACCUGUAAAAUAAAAUGAUCUUGUGCUACAAAGCACAGAUCAUUAUCUUGUACCCUAUAAGGCAAGCAUAGGCGUAUAGCAAAUGAAAAUAACAGAGGGACAGAAGAAUAAUAUACGGAUAUUGUCGUCGGGUUACUGAAACUAGCUAUGGGUACUGAACGACUGUCAUGUUCAAGAUUUUUGUUAAUCAUUUUUGUAAUAUGAGCAUAAAGUUUCCACCUUGCCUCAUGAAGAUAAGAAAAAUGUUUACACCUCUACAAGAGGAAGAUUA
This is a messenger RNA of Panicum virgatum (switchgrass), 1939 nucleotides long. Its product is annotated as acetyl-CoA acetyltransferase, cytosolic 1-like. Lineage: Eukaryota; Viridiplantae; Streptophyta; Magnoliopsida; Poales; Poaceae. The record is from RefSeq and is a predicted model, not a curated record. Bases 290 to 1549 code for a protein of 419 amino acids. Gene Ontology annotation, biological process: fatty acid beta-oxidation. The transcript has 13 exons. Gene Ontology annotation, molecular function: acetyl-CoA C-acetyltransferase activity.